AAAUGGGUAAGAGAGAGGAGAUGGGGGUUCCAAGAGAGAAAAGUCUCUGUAAAAAAGAGCUUUGACUCUCUCUUCUCCAAUGGAGGAUUUAGUUUUCACACCUUCUUGAAUUAAAACCUUUUACCCCAUUUUCACAUUCAUAUUCUCAUAUCACAACUACCUCUUUUUUCUCAUUUUCUAUUUCACUCUUCAUUUCUAUUUUACCCCUUUUAUCUAUUACAAACCCAAAAUCCAGAUAGAACUAACCAAAAAAAAAAAAACUUUUUUUCUGCAGGAUUUGAUAUUUUGAAAUUGUUAUGGGAAAUUGCUGUGUGACACCUGGUAAAUCUUCUGAGAAAAAGAAGAACAAGAAGAAGAACAAACCAAACCCUUUUGCUAUUGAUUAUGGGGCAACUCAAUCAUCAGCUGAAGGUGACGGAAACAAGCUUGUUGUGUUAAAAGAUCCAACAGGGCAUAAUAUUAAUGAAAAAUAUGAUCUUGGUCGCGAGCUCGGUAGAGGAGAAUUUGGGGUUACAUAUUUAUGUACUGAUAUUGACACAGGGGAGAAAUAUGCUUGUAAAUCGAUAUCGAAGAAGAAACUUAGGACAGCUGUAGAUAUUGAUGAUGUUAGGAGAGAGGUUGAGAUCAUGAAGCAUUUGCCUAAGCAUCCUAAUAUUGUUACCUUAAGGGAUACUUAUGAGGAUGAUAGUGCAGUGCACAUUGUGAUGGAACUUUGUGAGGGUGGUGAGUUGUUCGAUCGGAUUGUUGCUAGAGGACACUAUACAGAGAGAGCAGCAGCUGGUAUUAUGAGGACUAUAGUCGAAGUUGUCCAGAUGUGUCACAGGCACGGAGUAAUGCAUCGCGAUCUCAAACCCGAGAACUUUCUCUUUGGUAACAAAAAAGAAACAGCUCCACUGAAGGCUAUUGACUUUGGGUUGUCGGUGUUUUUUAAACCUGGGGAACACUUUAAUGAGAUAGUGGGAAGUCCUUAUUACAUGGCUCCAGAGGUCCUAAAACGCAAUUAUGGCCCGGAGGUUGAUGUGUGGAGUGCUGGAGUUAUUCUUUAUAUACUUCUUUGUGGUGUUCCACCUUUCUGGGCAGAGACUGAACAAGGAGUCGCCCAAGCAAUUAUUCGCUCUGUAGUUGAUUUCAAGAGAGAUCCAUGGCCUAAGGUUUCUGAUAAUGCUAAGGAUCUUGUAAAGAAGAUGCUUGAUCCAGAUCCAACUCGACGGCUCACAGCUCAGCAAGUUCUUGAGCAUACUUGGUUACAAAAUAUAAAGAAAGCACCAAACGUCUCAUUGGGUGAGACUGUCAAAGCAAGGCUCAAACAAUUUUCAGUUAUGAACAAGCUCAAGAAAAGAGCUUUAACGGUUAUCGCGGAGUUUUUGUCAGCAGAGGAAGUGGCUGGAAUGAAGGAAGCAUUUGACCAGAUGGAUACAGGAAAGAAAGGCAAGAUUAACCUUGGNGAUUUCGAUCCCCCGAUUCGAUACCAUGAAGCCGAGGAAUUUGCCCUCUCUUUGCUUUUACAGGCUGAUGUUGAUAGAGAUGGAUGUUUAAAUUACGCGGAGUUUGUCGCUGUAUCGGUUCAUCUAAGAAAAAUGGCAAAUGAUGAGCACCUGCACAAAGCGUUUUCAUUUUUUGACAGAAACCAAAGUGGUUACAUAGAAAUCGAGGAGCUGCGCAGUGCCUUGAGUGAUGAGGAUGAUGGCAACAGUGAGGAAGUCAUCAAUGCUAUUAUGCAUGAUGUUGACACCGACAAGGACGGUCGCAUUAGUUAUGAAGAAUUUGCUGCAAUGAUGAAGGCUGGAACGGAUUGGAGAAAAGCAUCGAGACAGUAUUCUCGUGAACGUUUCAACAGUCUGAGCUUAAAAUUGAUGAGGGACGGCUCAUUACAACUUGGAAACGAGGCUAAAUGAACAAAUGCGGAAGAAAAGAAAUGUUAAAAGAGGAAAAAAAGGAAAUCAUUUUAUGGAUAUUUCCCUUUUUCUUUAUUGAGUAUGAAAUUCUUCUUUACCUCUCGCUCGCUUUGUACUCGAAAAUUUUGCCCUCCCGUCUGAGCUCCAUCGUUGGCAUAUCAGUAUAUUGAGGUGAGGUCUGCAACUUGUUACCCCUUAUAUCAGUAUAUUGAGGUGAGGUCUGCAACUUGUUACCCCUUAGGCAAUCUUGAGUUUUCUUAUUCUGCAACUUGUUACCCCCUAGUAAAGCAGAAAGCAUUUAUCAAAGAAUCUUUGAGUGUUUUUUUUUUUUUUUUGUAAAUACAUGGAUUUGUUAAAAGCUCAUUGUCAUAUUCUCAAAAGCAAAAUUAACAAAAGGAAGGCUCAUUGUCAUUGAAUAUAUCAUUGCAACUCUCCUAAUGUUGAAAAACUAGAUGUUAGCAGUGCAGCAUUCGAUUUGCCUUUAGUUCUUU
Nicotiana attenuata is the source of this 2386-nucleotide messenger RNA. Its product is annotated as calcium-dependent protein kinase 8-like. Gene Ontology annotation, molecular function: calcium ion binding; calmodulin binding; ATP binding. NCBI's taxonomy places the organism in Eukaryota, Viridiplantae, Streptophyta, Magnoliopsida, Solanales, Solanaceae. Gene Ontology annotation, biological process: peptidyl-serine phosphorylation; intracellular signal transduction; protein autophosphorylation. Bases 297 to 1895 code for a protein of 532 amino acids. The transcript is spliced from 9 exons. Gene Ontology annotation, cellular component: nucleus; cytoplasm. The record is from RefSeq and is a predicted model, not a curated record.